AUGGCUAAAGCAUCUAAAGUUGACAAGAAAUUGUCUAAGAAGAAAGAAGAAAAACCUGCUAAGAAGGUUGAAGAAGAAAGUUCAAGUGAAGAAAGCAGUUCUGACGAUAGUUCUAGUGAAGAAAGCAGUUCUGACGAUGAUUCCAGUGACGACAGUUCAAGCAGCUCCAGUGAUGAAGGUUCUGAUAGCGACAGCAGUGAUGAAGAAGAAGUAGAAAAGAAAGAGAGUUCUAGUGAUGAAAGCGAUGAUGAAGACAAGAAGGAAGAGAGCUCAUCUGGUUCUGACGAAGAAGAAAAGAAGGAAGAAAAGUCUUCUAGUUCUGACAGCGAGGAUUCCAGUUCUUCCGAUAGUUCUAGCUCAGAGAGUGACAGCGAUAGCGACUCCGAUUCUGACUCCGACUCAGAAGAAGAACCUUCUAAGAAACGUAAAGCUGAAGAAUCCAAAGAAGAAGAGUCUGCUCCAGUCAAGAAAUCCAAACCAGCUGCUAGCACUGAAGAACCAGCUACGUUAUUUGUUGGUAGAUUAUCAUGGAACAUUGAUGAUGCUUGGUUAAAGAGAGAAUUUGAACACAUUGGUGGUGUUAUUGGUGCUAGAGUCAUUAUGGAAAGAGCCACUGGUAAGUCUAGAGGUUAUGGUUAUGUUGAUUUCGAAAGCAAAUCAGCCGCUGAAAAAGCUCUCGAAGAAAUGCAAGGUAAGGAAAUUGAUGGCAGACCAAUCAACUUGGAUAUGUCUACUGGUAAACCACAUGCAUCUAAAUCCAAUAACGAUAGAGCUAAACAGUAUGGUGACAGUCAAUCUCCUCCAAGUGACACCUUAUUCAUUGGUAAUCUUUCCUUCAAUGCUAACAGAGACAAUUUGUUUAAUGUUUUUGGUGAAUAUGGUAAUGUUAUUUCAUGCAGAGUUCCAACUCACCCAGACACUCAACAACCAAAAGGGUUCGGGUACGUUCAAUUCUCCAGUGUUGAUGAAGCCAAGGCUGCCUUAGAAGCGAUGAACGGGGAAUACAUUGAAGGUCGUCCAUGUAGAUUAGACUUUUCAACUCCAAGAGAUAACACCAACAACAACAACAACAAUAAUAGAAGAGGUGGUUUUGGUGGUGGUUUUGGCGGUCGUGAAAGAUCAGCUACUCCAAGAUCCGGUAACAGCACCCCAAGACCAAAUAAGUCAACUGAAUUCAAAGGUACUAAGAAGACCUUUGAUUAA
Messenger RNA from Candida albicans SC5314, 1203 nucleotides. RefSeq lists its product as uncharacterized. The record is from RefSeq and is a predicted model, not a curated record. The coding region runs from base 1 to 1203 and encodes 400 amino acids. The transcript has a single exon. NCBI's taxonomy places the organism in Eukaryota, Fungi, Ascomycota, Pichiomycetes, Serinales, Debaryomycetaceae. Gene Ontology annotation, molecular function: mRNA binding.